GUGAAAUGAAAUCUGACCGCAAUUCGUCCAGAUCUUGACACAGCUCGUCUUCUCCCCUCUGCCUGUUGUGGUUUCGCCAAAGCAUGGCUUCCUCUUCGUCGUCGCCGUCGUCGAAGGGAUGGACGAGCGCCAAAGUCUCCCGCAUCGCCUCUCGCGUCUACUUCGUCCUCAUUAUCUUUCAAAUCCCUCUUUUCAGGAUCCCAUGCAGAUCGGGGAUGUGUACGACACCGAUACAAGUGACAUCUUCACAAUUGAUCGCAAAUGAAAUAUUCCCUCCAUCUGUCGUGAAGGCUCUCCUGUACCCUGGAGCCGUCGUCCAGGGUCUCAUUACCAACAUGGCCUUGCCAAGCUGGAGCGGUUUGCUCGACAUGUAUAACCUGACAGAAGCGAAAAAUGCAGCGCCAAAUGUGGAUCUCCAGCGUCUAGAGGUUCUUGCAGGUAGCUACUUCUCCGUAGCAGGGGCACUAGUUGGUCUGAUAAAUCCCGGCAGGAUGACCUUAUUCGGAACACUUCUCAUUGUUUGGGGCCUUGUGAAAGAAGGUGUGCUUGGAAAAGUAGCAAAUGCAGAUCUCUAUGUCUACCCGACGAUUCUGGUAGCACUAGUUUGUGCUUUCUCAUCCAUCAAUUACAAGGCGAACAAGGCGGUGAUGAGAGGUCAGGCUGCUGCAGCCAUUGCUAAACCGUUGAAGAGUUCUGCCAAGUCGAAGCUUAAAUAGUUGGGUUAGUUAUUUGCUUCGGAGUUUGACUUUGAACAUUCAAAUCUCAGGUGCUGACUUUUGGAAUCUGUUGUAUCAGUAGUACGACAGACAUGAACAACUUUCAGCUUAAUUUAAAUUAUUGUUAUAUUUUACAAAAAAGAUUAAAGCAUCCCACAUAAUCUAAUUCA
This is a messenger RNA of Musa acuminata subsp. malaccensis (wild Malaysian banana), 886 nucleotides long. RefSeq lists its product as uncharacterized. NCBI's taxonomy places the organism in Eukaryota, Viridiplantae, Streptophyta, Magnoliopsida, Zingiberales, Musaceae. The record is from RefSeq and is a predicted model, not a curated record.